GUUAUAAAGUACAUAACUCUAUCACACGCUGACAAAAUCUAUAAAGCACACAUUUGGUAAUAUAAAUUAAUUAUUUAAAUAAUGUUAACAAUGUCAAUUGUUACACUGAACUGGGAAGAGUUUCUGCAGGAAGCUACGGAGUUCCAAAAGAUUUCUGAGCGCCUGAAUGACUCAUGGACUUUAUAUAAGAAGGAUGAGCAAGAAGGCAAUGCAUAUCUUAUUUAUGAACAAAAAAUAAUAAACACUGUUGAUCAGAAAAGUUGUACUGAAGUUCUGGAUGAUACUACCGAUUGUAUGGAAGAUGAAACUGCCGCGACGCCGGCAAGCAAUGAUUUACUCAAAAUCGAAUAUCACAUCGUUUACAGUAUUUCUUACCAAGUGCCUGCUUUGUAUUUUCGCAUUUAUCGUAAUGACGGCAGCAUGUUGUGUAUCGAAGAGGCCUGGCGCAUUUUUCGUGACUACGGCGACGUUGCCAGCAAUACCAAUAGUGUGGAUUCCACAGUUCCACGCACAGCUGCGGAUAUGCUGAGCAUUAUGACGCAAUUGGAUCACCCCGUACUUGGCAAGCCAUAUAUAGCAAUACAUCCCUGCCGGACGGCGGAGUUGCUGGCGCAAGCGGGUAACAGUCGUAAUCGUAUACUCACGUUUAUCAGUUUGAUGGGACCCUAUGUGCAAUUGAAUUUAAGCAAUGAAUAUGGCAAGCAGUAUACUGGGAGUUAGAUAUCCAAAAAUGGGAAAAAUUUCGAAAAGAUGUUAAAAAAUAAAAAACGACUUACUUGAGAGAUAUCUCAGGUUCAAUAAAGGUGCGAGUUCUUUAUUUUUUAUUUAAUUUAUUUGUUGUAUUUCUAGGUAUGUAUGUACGUUGUAAUACAUACUUCAUAAU
Messenger RNA from Bactrocera tryoni, 883 nucleotides. RefSeq names its product ubiquitin-like-conjugating enzyme ATG10 (gene Atg10). Gene Ontology annotation, molecular function: Atg12 transferase activity. The transcript has 4 exons. Gene Ontology annotation, cellular component: intracellular anatomical structure. The record is from RefSeq and is a predicted model, not a curated record. Gene Ontology annotation, biological process: macroautophagy; protein lipidation; protein modification by small protein conjugation. NCBI's taxonomy places the organism in Eukaryota, Metazoa, Arthropoda, Insecta, Diptera, Tephritidae. The coding region runs from base 82 to 720 and encodes 212 amino acids.